Molecule: messenger RNA, 876 nt
Organism: Oldenlandia corymbosa var. corymbosa
Lineage: Eukaryota; Viridiplantae; Streptophyta; Magnoliopsida; Gentianales; Rubiaceae
Source: the annotation of a GenBank genome assembly
AUGGCGUCUCCACACAUUCCUCCUGAAUUGCAUCAGGGUAUCUUAACAUGGCUUCCGGUGAAAUCCCUAAUGCGAUUCAAAUGCGUCUCCAAAACUUGGCUUUCCGUCAUCACCAACGACCCGUCCUUCACAGAAUCCUAUCGUGGUGGUUCAAGAGGGUUUCUACUCUCCGACCCCAAUUAUCUCCUCGACGCUGACAAUGUCUCUUUCUAUUUCCUUUCCCUCGACGACCAUGGCGGCGGCUCAGUUUCCGGAUCACUCCGUCACAACUCCGCCGUGGAUCACCGUCUCAAACACAGUACCCGUGACCUACCUCGACGCCCCGAGUCGGCGAAAGCAAGGAAUAUGACGAACGUUGUGAAUGGUUUGGUGUGUUUUUACAACGGGAGGCACACGUGGCUGCACAACAUCGCCACCAGGGAAAGCCUUAAACUUCGUAACGCCGCAUACGAAGAUCCCCGGAGACUGUGUGAGAUUCUGAGUAUCGGGGAGGGUUCGGCCUGGAGAAAUGUUGAUGAUCCAGGCCAACUUGGUAAAAGACAAUAUGGAGCAAUCCGAGGUAAUCGGGCCAGGUGGUCAGAAGAAGAUGGGCUUCUUUACUGGCCGAUGAGCCUGGAUCCCAACGUUUAUCGGCCGUUUUAUGUCCUUACUUUCGACGCUGUGGCGGAAAGAUUCCGAGUCAUUUCCUCACCAAGUCCCAAAAGUCGGGCCUGUUACUAUUACCAGCAAUGUCUACCCAAUUUUGGGCCUGUGGCGAUCAUGUUUCGGUUCCGGGGCCUUGACGGAUUGAAUCAGGGCUCGGAUCACAGGAAACAGGGUUUCACCACUCACCUGAGGGAUCACUUGAUGGAAUACUUCCAAAUGGAAAGGUCCUAA